CUUAUCUUAUGUAGUGAGUUUCUAGGGCCGGGUGAUGUGGGGCUUGUGCGGCAAUGUUUGAACAGGGAUGAUUAACCUCAAUUGGCGUUGGGAUUUCUGAUAGGACGGACCUUCUUGGUCACUUUAUCUGGACUAACGACGGACACUUUGGCACAUGAUGAAUAGAAGAUAAAGAUGCAAUGAUGAUCUUCGUGAAUGCAGUCCGUUUCCCCGCCGUUUUGCUGGUAAUAUUGACAUUGACUUUGACCUCGAUGGAAGCUACAAACAUCACGCGAUCCCCGGGAACUAAAUUACUUUUAACAACAACUCCAACGGUUUAUAACCAAAUCACUCCUAAAGACUUAAAUGACUUAAAAGCAACUUCAAACGAUGUCCGCGGGAACAAAACUGUUAACAAGGUCAUCAGCGAAUCCGACAGUUGUCGUAUCAAGCCAUUCGAUAGAGAGCAAGUCCAGUAUCUUCGAUACUCUGUUAUGUACAUAUUUGAAAUUCAAAUAUAUAAUGAGUCUGAUGAUCCGCUAAGAACGGACAAAUCUCGGACAUAUAAGCCGUGGAAAUGGUACAGGACGACGUCAGAGCACGGCAAGACGUUAUUGACGUUAUCAUUCAACUAUGACAUCCUUUCAAUGUCCAUUUUGACCAUUGGUGUUCAAAGGGUACCUCUGAAAAUCAAAGACGUCCCAGAGGGCUGUUUUAAAUCACUAACACCUGAAGAAAGGGUAGCAAUGAUUCGUCACAAAGUGUUUGAUAACUUUAAGAAAAGAAAAUCGCGCCGAAAUACACCAGCAGACGACGAAGAAGAACUUGAAUACGAGGUUACCCAGCCUGAAGUGACUUAUGUGUGUAACGAGAUUGUGCGAGAUGUGCUUGGCAAAGCGGUGUUUGCUAACCGAUGUUGUGCGAGGGACGCCGAAGGUGACGUCACAUGUUCCGAGCAGGAGGACAAUUUGUGGAUAACCGUGUUGUACAUCUGCAUAUUUCUGGUAAAACUAAUGUUGUUCAUGUUUUGUCCACUUCUGGUGCCAUCCAACAUGUAUACAGCCUCUUAUGUCGCGUCAGAAUACGUCGUGAAACUCGCAAAGGAGCUGAAAUUCAAAAUGUUCGUCAGUGAAAGCACGACAACUUCUGUUCGGUACAAACAUAGGUUUACCCUUGACGAUAUAUCAGAAUGGCAUCGACUCAGAGAGUGCGUUGAAAAUUUUCCUCUAGACGAAAUAGUUGAUGUGAAAAUGCCUGAAUUACGGAUUAAGGUUAAAGGCAAGCGAAUUAUUCCAGCGAACGAGCCGCCGACAGGAUUAAUGCGGACGAUAUACGAUAAUUUAAUAAGAUGCAAAAUCCGGCGUCUUGAGCCUUUUAAAGCAUGCUGCGAUAAAAGCAUAUAUGCGUCAUUGGCGCCCUUAUUUAAGCACACUUGCACGUGGGAAAAUCUUGUGUUGAUGAUAAUUAAAAUAAUAUGUUUAUUAUUGGUCCCAGCUCCGUUUUAUCUCAGAACGUUCAUUUAUUACAAGUUUGAAAAAGAGGAAAUCGACGCAAGGAAGGAACUUAUAAACGAACUAGGCCUUGUACGGACUUUUAAUCCAUUCCGUUCAAACAUAGUUCAGUAUUUGUCACCCACACACUCGCUGUUUAUAAGUGCAUAUUCAGUGUACAUCAUAUCAGGCAUGGUGAUAGGGUUUUCCGCAGACGCCACAAGAGACAAACUGAAGGCCAUAGUGAGGUCAGCCUUCCAUGAUAUGCAAAAUGUGUCAAGAACUAACGUGCUACAAGAGGUCAUAGGUUUCCUGCUGUGGCCAUUCCGCAAGAUGGGCUUAUUUGCCUUGAUCUCGUGUCCAAUCAUAAGCGCCGUCACAGCGCCCCUCUGGACCAUACUAUUUGUGCUAUACUGUGUCCCAACCGUGUAUCUAGGCUACAGACUACUAUUCCAUAUUCGAAAGAGACUCGGCAGUGACAAUGACUUCUUUGAUUCAGGCAAACCUUUAGGAAAAGCCAAGCGAACAGCGUACAAGUUCCACAAACACCUUGCAAAAAUUGACAAGAAUGUUCACAUUACUAGAACCACCUUUUCCGAAGAAGAAGGGCAAAGUCCUUGUAUCACCGGAUUCGGCCGCUUGGCGGCGCUACGACGACUGCUCGUGCAGAUGCUUGUCAGCCUUUUCUUUCUCGUGGUUCUGCUUGCGUCCGUUUUACUCUUUGUGGAGGCUGCCGGGGUCAUUGUGGAGGUGUUGGUCUUCACAAUGAUGGGAAUCAUCGUUAACGCUGGUUCCACGUUACGUUACGUCAGCAUGGCGUUGUUGGUGAUCGUCUACAUGCAUAGUUGCUACGAUAAUGUGUACGAGAACUACCUGAUGUUUAACAAUACGAUUAUCGACGCGGUUAUGGAUAAGGUGGAGGACCUGAAGAAGGUGGCCAGCCUACCGUCCAGUAUGCAGGAAAACAUGGCUUUCCCGGUUAAGCCAGUGGAAGCUGUGGAUGAAAUACCAACAACACUUAACUUAGAAAAGAAAGAUGCUCAGUGGAGAAUUGGCCAUCUUGUGCUAUUUUUAGACUCAAAUGAUACUCCAAGAAUUCCAUUGAACUUAUUCAAACUCUUGUGUGAAGUCAGAGUACACGGGGCGCCCGGGCCGAUCUAUAUAAACCUUCUUAAGGCGACGGGCAAGUUCUCCAUAAUUGUUGUAUUCUUGUUCUUCGUUAUGAUCGUCGUAAUGGCAUUUGGAAGCGCAAACCAAAUGUCCUCGACCAAUCAGACACUAGCAACCCUCGCGGGUGGAUUUGUUCCAAUGCUUCUGAAAAACGUACUGUCCAGUAAAGGCACGAAAUUAAACCUCAAAACGUUGAGUUUUAAAGGCCAAAUUGAUGAAAUUGUGUCAGAAUAUAAACAAGGAUGGCCCAUCUAUGACAUGAUCAUUGAAAGGUAUGAUCCAAACGCUGUCGAUGAACCUGUAGAAGGGGAAGAUAAAGAUAAGGACAAACCCGGCGGCGAUGAUAAAGACAAUGCAAAGAAACCCGAUGCCGAAAAGGAUAGCAAAGAAAACAAUGAAACAGAAAACAAAGAAGAGCGGAAUGGUAAAGAGACACUUGGUAAAGUGCCAUCGUUUCCGACACUUGGGAACACAUUGCUUCCCGCGGGCGCGUUCUCGGAAAGCCUUGAACACCUUCGGCCCGUUGGCAUAGAGAAGGAAGGGCCAGCGUGGUUCCGGCGGAUGUCCAUUAAUCCUAUAGAAGACAAUCAGGUGGAUAUCUUUGUUGACCUGAGUGUGAGUCAAGAGUCAUCCCCGUGGAACUGGAUAUUCGGAUCAAGUGAAUCGCUGGAUCAGUCCUUAAGCAUUUUGAAUGAGGUUGAGAAAACCCCUAGUCCCGGGUAUGACCCCCGCAUGCCAUAUGAUCCUAAUAUGAAUACAGACACUCUUGAAAGAAAACAUCCUCCAAACCUUAACCAAGAUAUACAUACGUGAACUUGGAUAGCCUGAUAGCACUGCUCUGUUGAGCCUUGACUCCCCACGUGUAAACGUAGAGAGAUCAGUGUUUCAGAGUUCCCACGAUGAUUUUGUACAAACAAACCAGAAGAAAAGAUGGAUGAAUUGACUAAAUAGGGAAAAGGCCAGACGAACUAAUUUUGUAAUUGCAUUUGGGAAAUUUCUCCCACUACAUCCAAUAUAUAUUACUUGGCGUUCGUAUUGCAUGUUCUAUAUAGAUUACAAGUACUCGUUUCGUU
This is a messenger RNA of Mya arenaria, 3712 nucleotides long. RefSeq lists its product as uncharacterized. The coding region runs from base 180 to 3452 and encodes 1090 amino acids. Lineage: Eukaryota; Metazoa; Mollusca; Bivalvia; Myida; Myidae. The record is from RefSeq and is a predicted model, not a curated record. The transcript has 3 exons.